Messenger RNA from Mustela erminea (ermine), 2594 nucleotides. RefSeq names its product double C2 domain alpha (gene DOC2A). The transcript is spliced from 10 exons. The coding region runs from base 374 to 1891 and encodes 505 amino acids. Gene Ontology annotation, cellular component: membrane. The record is from RefSeq and is a predicted model, not a curated record. NCBI's taxonomy places the organism in Eukaryota, Metazoa, Chordata, Mammalia, Carnivora, Mustelidae.
GGGAGGGCGCGUGCGGUCGCCUGGGAGCCCACGGGGGGUUUAGGUCGCUGGAGGCUGCAAUUUCUGGCGCCUCUUGGAGAGCCGGUCUCAAGAGGAGGCAUCCGAGGCAGGGGUCCGCCCGAGGGGGGUGGCUACAGGGUGGGGGGGAACCCGGCAGGCAAGCAGGUAGGCAGACAGAUCCUGGGGCUGAAUGAAGGGCCAGUGGGCCGUGGAAGCCUGGAGGGGUGGGUAAGGCGCGGACCAGACAGGCUCCUGGUGCAGACGGAUGGACAGAGCCCAAGACCGGCAGAGGAGGGGGCCUGCGGGGCUGCUUCAGAGAUGGCAGGGCCCAGGGGCAGACGGUGUCCCGGGAUGAGGGGCAGGGGCUGGGAGGAUGGCAUCCGCACUGUCCAAAGGUAUGUGGGCAUGGCCGGCGGUGGCGACCAGGACCCAUCUGGGGAGUGGGCUGGGGACCCGGUCCUGGUGCAGCACAGCUGGGGGUCGGGGGCCCCCCCACUGGCCCAGACUGCCCGCCCCCUCCUCUGCCCUCACACCUGGGAAGGGAAGCCAGGGAGGGCCCCACCCCCUGGGGAGGUCACCAUCUGGCCCUCAGCCAGCUGCCGGCAGGUGGGGAGCAGGAGUCCCCCUGGGGCUCACGCUCUCUGGAUCCUCCCGCCCCGCAGCCCAGGGUGCUUGCUGCAUGAGGGCCCGCAGAGGCGACCGCAUGACCAUCAACAUCCAGGAGCACAUGGCCAUCAACGUGUGCCCCGGGCCCAUCCGGCCCAUCAGGCAGAUCUCAGACUACUUCCCCCGCCUGGGACCAGGACCCGAAGGCGGGGGCAGGGAUUUCAGGGAGGCCCCUGCCCGCCUUGCGCCUCUGGCUCUGGCCCCGCCUGCAGCCCUUCUUGGGGCCACCACGCCCGAGGACGGAGCCGAGGUGGACAGCUACGACUCGGAUGAUACCACCGCGCUGGGCACGCUGGAGUUUGACCUUCUCUACGACCAGGCCUCCUGCACCCUCCAUUGUAGCAUCCUUAGAGCCAAGGGCCUCAAGCCCAUGGAUUUCAAUGGUCUGGCCGAUCCCUAUGUCAAGCUGCACCUGCUGCCUGGGGCCUGCAAGGCCAAUAAGCUCAAAACAAAGACUCAGAGGAACACGCUGAACCCCGUGUGGAACGAAGAUCUGACGUACAGCGGGAUCACGGACCAGGACAUCACCCACAAGGUGCUCAGGAUCUCCGUCUGUGACGAGGACAAGCUGAGCCACAAUGAGUUCAUCGGGGAGAUCCGAGUGCCCCUCCGCCGCCUCAAACCUUCGCAGAAGAAACAUUUUAACAUCUGCCUGGAGCGCCAGGUCCCGCUGGCUUCCCCAUCCUCCAUGUCAGCGGCUCUGAGGGGCAUCUCCUGCUACCUGAAGGAGCUGGAGCAGGCCGAGCAGGGGCCCGGGCUGCUGGAAGAGCGCGGCCGCAUCCUGCUGAGUCUCAGCUACAGCUCUCGGCGCCGGGGCCUGCUGGUGGGCAUCGUGCGCUGCGCCCACCUGGCCGCCAUGGACGUCAACGGCUACUCGGACCCCUACGUCAAGACGUACCUGAGGCCUGACGUGGAUAAGAAAUCCAAGCACAAAACGUGUGUGAAGAAGAAGACUCUCAAUCCAGAAUUUAAUGAGGACUUCUUCUACGAGAUGGAGCUCUCCACUCUGGCCACCAAGACCCUGGAAGUCACAGUCUGGGACUAUGACAUCGGAAAGUCCAAUGACUUCAUCGGCGGCGUGUCCCUGGGGCCCGGGGCCCGGGGCGAGGCCCGGAAGCACUGGAGUGACUGUCUGCAGCAGCCCGACGCAGCCCUGGAGCGCUGGCACACCCUGACCAGCGAGCUGCCCCCUGCCGCCGGGGCCCUGCCCUCCGCCUCGGCCUGAGCGCACGGCCCCUGCCCGGCACGGGCCCUGUGGGGCCGGAACCCCACCUUCGCACGAGUGUGUUGCACGUUUACACGGGGUGGACGCCCCGCCCCCCACUACCUGUCUUAUUUUCGUGAGCGUCUGCGUGACCGUGGGUCUGUCUGUCUCGUGAGGGACCGUGGCGAUCUGUGUUCACAUAUGCAAACUUCCUCCUGCCUGACUCGCUCCCACGCAAAUAUGCAAACACCCUUCCCGUGUGCGCCCCAAGGGGGCUGUCGCGCCUCCCUCCUGCCUCUCCAGGCUGCCCCGACCCCCUCGGCCCACAGGGAGGAGGUCGGAUUCGGGGGGGUUCGGAGGAGGAGACAGUCUCCAAAAAAGAGAAGGGCAAAAACCCCACAAAAAACAAAAACACAAAAAAAGAGCCACUCCUUUAAUACAGAAUCCUCGUUAAAAACCAACCAACCUAGCCCUGUACAGCUGCCCUUUUAAAUGGGGAGACGACCGCGGGCUCUCUGUCCGUCCCAGAGCGGGCAGAUGCUCGUGGCCACUCAUCUGAAGAAGUGUCCCCUGGCUGGGGCCGGGACGGGAGGGCGGGGCCUCUGCCUUGCCCCACAGGGACCCACCUCUCUGUGGGGGGGACAUUCGUGCAUGUUUACGCCUCUUCUGAUUGUGUCAGCGGCCGCCGCAUGGCAACUGGACGUCAAUAAACGUCUCUGCGGAA